Messenger RNA from Pleurotus ostreatus (oyster mushroom), 666 nucleotides. RefSeq lists its product as uncharacterized. The record is from RefSeq and is a predicted model, not a curated record. NCBI's taxonomy places the organism in Eukaryota, Fungi, Basidiomycota, Agaricomycetes, Agaricales, Pleurotaceae. The transcript is spliced from 3 exons. Bases 1 to 666 code for a protein of 221 amino acids.
AUGUUGAACAUCUCUCGCUCAGUCCUACUCGCCGUGUACGCCGCCGCCUUGCUCUCUUCGAACGUCUCGCCUAUGUCCUCUAUGCUGGCGGCUGCCUCUCCGAUACCCACUGGCCUCGAACCAAGAACCAUCUCAAACCGCCUCAGCCCCGCAUCUCGCGUGUCGACCUACUUGGCUCGUUCUCAGUCUCGCGGUGGACACGCCCAGCCAGUCAUUCGAGCUUCUACUCCCAUUGGCUCGACGGGUUUCCUUGGACUAGAUUUCUUACACUUAGCCCUGACGAACUGCAACCAAGGACGAGAAAUGAACCAGAGAUUCUCCACGUUGGCGAGCGACUCGCCACAAGACCCAGCAAACAGACAGGCGACCAUUGACCUCCUGGAAGAAAUUCACCUCUGGCUCCAGAGCCUCGCCCUACUCUUGAAACCAUUGGGCGCUGCCAAAGGUCUCCUCAAUUACGACCGCAACAGCGAACUAGAGACUGCGUUGAAGGACCUUAUCAACGUCAACAAGGACCUCUUGAAAGCAACCUACCUCUUGACCGCAGAAGACUUCCCUGAGCUCGCCGACAUCGUCUACGAUAUCAAGUGCAUCCUAGAGUUCCUUCUCGACUUCACGGAGAACUCCUCCGACGGGCUUAUCAACGAUCUUGGCCUCGGUCUAUGA